AUGGAAGCAAACCGUAGAAGAAAUGGAGGAGAUGAGGCACUGUCGAGGAAGCUUCACAUUGUUUAUUUCCUGAGCUGGAAUGGAAAGAUGGAGCAGCCUCACCUCAUCUCUCUUCACAACCAAAAUAAUAAUCCUCUUCACCUUCGAGACUUUAAGAGACGGCUUUCUGAGCUCAGGGGAAGAGAAAUACCAGAAUCCUUUGCAUGGUCAUAUAAGAGGAAGUACAAAACCGGGUAUAUUUGGCAGGAUGUCACCGACGAGGAUGACCUGAUCCCCACCACUAACCAUGAAUAUGUACUAAAGGGAUCAAUCAAAAUCACACAAAAAAUAAAAGAAGAGAAAGAAGCAAAGCCUGUUACAGAAAUGAACAAGGAGUCGUCGAUACAAACAUUAGCCUCAACUUCAUCUUCAAGGUCCCAGAAGGCUGAUGGAAGAACCGAAGUUUUCAAGGUUGAUGCAUGGAGGGAGGAUAUCAAAAGAUUAAAGAAGCAGAAGAAUGAAGAAAUUAUCAUGGAGAAUGAGAUGAAGUUUCGUGGAGUUGGAAGAAAGAAGGGAGAUGGUAAUGGUGGUUGCAAGUGGGGAUCAAUUAUGAGUAAUCUGCUGAAUUGCAGAACUGUUGAGAUGAGGGAACAGUAA
Phalaenopsis equestris is the source of this 636-nucleotide messenger RNA. Its product is annotated as protein UPSTREAM OF FLC-like. The record is from RefSeq and is a predicted model, not a curated record. Bases 1 to 636 code for a protein of 211 amino acids. NCBI's taxonomy places the organism in Eukaryota, Viridiplantae, Streptophyta, Magnoliopsida, Asparagales, Orchidaceae. The transcript is spliced from 3 exons.